Messenger RNA from Guillardia theta CCMP2712, 1134 nucleotides. RefSeq lists its product as hypothetical. Bases 1 to 1134 code for a protein of 377 amino acids. Gene Ontology annotation, molecular function: microtubule binding; ATP binding; microtubule motor activity. Lineage: Eukaryota; Cryptophyceae; Pyrenomonadales; Geminigeraceae. Gene Ontology annotation, biological process: microtubule-based movement. The transcript is spliced from 6 exons. The record is from RefSeq and is a predicted model, not a curated record.
AUGACGAAUCGAGUGCAGGAGGAGACAGGAAAGUUGAAAGAGGAGGCCUCGUGCUUGAGCGAGCGACUCGCAGGAGAGACGAAGGAGAGGAAGCGUCUGCACAACCUGGUGCUGGACCUCAAAGGAAAUAUCCGCGUCUUCUGCCGAGCUCGACCAGCUAGGUCUAGCUCUCUUGCUCCUCCCAUAGUCUCCUACCCCGCUCCAAACGAGCUUCUGGUUGAAGCAGGAGGAAAGUCGCAGACGUUCAGUUACGAUGCAACCUUCGGGCCUCAAGCUCAGCAAGAUGAGAUCUUUCGGGAGGCGCAACCGCUUGUGGUCUCUGUACUCGAUGGCUAUCACGUCUGCAUCCUCGCAUACGGUCAGACGGGCUCUGGGAAGACACACACGAUGCAAGGCACUGCCUCCUCCCCCGGCGUCAACACUAGAGCACUGGGCGAACUAUUUGCGCUGGCUGCCGAGCGAGCAAAGGAGCAUGACUUCAAGAUCAAGAUCAGCCUCCUGGAGAUCUAUAACGAGACCAUCCGCGAUUUGCUCGAGCCCCUCGACGAAAAGGGGGAGGAAAAGAAGCUCGAUGUAAAACUUGGACAAGACGGAGGAACUUGCGUGCCCGGCGUCUUGACGAGCGAGGUGGAGAGCAUGGAAGAAGUGAUGCAGGCGCUGCAACGAGGAGAGCAGAACAGAAGCGUCGCAGGGACUGACAUGAACGAGCACUCGUCUCGCAGCCACAUGGUGUUGACCGUCUACACGCAGGGAACGAGCAAGGCGACCGGGACCCGCAGCUUCGGCAAACUUCACCUGAUCGACCUGGCGGGUUCAGAGAGGCUGCGCCGAACAUGCGCAGAGGGCGAGCGACUGAAAGAAGCGCAAAACAUUAACAAGUCGUUGAGCGCGCUGGGCGACUGCAUGCAGAGUCUAGUGGCGAAGUCGAAGCACGUGCCGUACAGGAACUCAAAGUUGACCUUCCUGCUGCAAGACUCUCUCGGAGGCGACGCCAAGGCUCUCAUGUUUGUCUGCAUCAGCUCUGAGGAGGCUGACGCUGGUGAGACCCUCUGCUCGCUCAACUUCGCGUCUCGCGUUAGGAACGUCGUGCUGGGACCUGCCAAGGUGAGUGGAGGGGAGCAAGGUGAGCAUUGA